Messenger RNA from Paramecium sonneborni, 237 nucleotides. The record is from the annotation of a GenBank genome assembly. NCBI's taxonomy places the organism in Eukaryota, Ciliophora, Oligohymenophorea, Peniculida, Parameciidae.
AUGAGAAGAGGUUAUGAUUAUUUUACAGAGUACUACUUCUUCAAAUUAUGGUUGUUGAAACUUAUUCUUUAUUUAUAAUCUAACUUUAUAAACGGGCCUAUUGUUAUAUAAUAAACACAAGGAGAAGGUUGUGUGGUAGGAAAUCCUUCUGAAAAUGAUAAUAUAUUUGUUCAGUUGUGGUUUUAGAGUUUAUAAAAUGAAGAAUAAUAUUAAAUUUUAUUUAUCGAUUCUAAAUGA